AUGAGCCAGUCCACCCCCCUCAGCUCCCAUCAAGGGGCUGGGGGGAGGCAGAAUCCACGAACACCUCGCUCAGCUCCUCUCAAUGGGGCCAUUGAGAGGAGGGAGUCCACGAGCACCCCGCCUGGGAUUGUGCGCUCUGGCCUCGCUGUGCGCUGGGCCCGAUGCUUCUCGUUCGGGCCCAGCGAUUGUCUCGCACGACGCGGAGGAAUUGUUAUAAAGCAGGAAGGGGGGCGGAGAUUCACCAGCCGCUGCCGCAGCGCGGCGUCGGACAUCACGACCAUAGGGGUGGACUUCCGCUUCAAGACGAUCCCGGUGGACAAGAAGACGAUCAAGCUUCAGAUUUGGGACACCGCGGGCCAGGAGCGCUUCCGGACGAUCACCAGCGCCUACUACCGCGGCGCCGACGGCAUCGUCCUGAUCUACGACGUGACAGACCGCGAGACGUUUGCGCACGUGGACGAGUGGCUCGCCGAGGUCGACAGGUACGUCACCGACUCCACGGUCAAGAUCCUGAUCGGCAACAAGUGCGACCUCGCCGAGGAGAGGCAGGUGGCCGCGGAGGACCGGGGGAAGAAGAAGGCCGAGGCGCUGGGCAUGUGCUUCCUGGAGACCUCCGCCAAGGCGGCCACCAACGUGCAGGAGAGGCCUUCGCGGCGGCGUCCGCCUCGCUCAUCGCCAGGCGCCAGGCGGCGGGCGCGGGCGCCUCGGGGCGCCCGCAGCGCCCCGGGGGCGCCAGCCUGCUGCAGCCGAAGGAGCCGCGCGGCGCCCAGGCGGCCUGCUGCCAGGGCGGCGGCGUCGCCGCCAUGA
This is a messenger RNA of Prorocentrum cordatum, 807 nucleotides long. Lineage: Eukaryota; Dinophyceae; Prorocentrales; Prorocentraceae. The record is from the annotation of a GenBank genome assembly.